Messenger RNA from Ictalurus furcatus (blue catfish), 1978 nucleotides. It is a transcript of the gene cldn34a, whose product is annotated as claudin 34a. NCBI's taxonomy places the organism in Eukaryota, Metazoa, Chordata, Actinopteri, Siluriformes, Ictaluridae. The transcript has 2 exons. Gene Ontology annotation, molecular function: structural molecule activity. The record is from RefSeq and is a predicted model, not a curated record. Gene Ontology annotation, biological process: cell adhesion; bicellular tight junction assembly. Gene Ontology annotation, cellular component: bicellular tight junction; plasma membrane. Bases 310 to 1056 code for a protein of 248 amino acids.
UUCUACAGUGAUGGGAGUGAGCAAUUCCUUGCCUGAUUAGCUUUAGUGAAUCUGACGAUGAAUCAUUAACUACACUUCUAAUCUUCUCAGGUUAAGUCAGAGCGGUGAUCUGCGUGGCUUAAGUUUGCUUACAGUUUAGCAUCGACUAAGACGUGAUCGGUGUUUGAAGUUGCGUUAUGACUGUGAGGUUUUUGUCACUUCAGACGCUGACAUUUGCUGAGGUAGCUUAAUGGCAGAAUGUUCCGGAAGGCUUCAUGCAGCAACGUUUACAGAUAUCACUGACUGAGUUCUGGUCUAUGUACCUAAACGAUGAGCUACCUGGUCCACACGGCCCACUGGCAGUUCUUUGGUUUGGUGCUGUCAGUAGUAGGAUUCAUCCUGACAGUUGCCACAAGUGGAGUGGAUGACUGGAGAGUGUGGUAUGUAGACGACAAGUCUAUCAUCACCUCUGGCAUGGCCUGGAUCGGCACCUGGAGGGCUUGUUUUUAUAGCAACGUCCUCGAAACGGCUAAGUUUUGCCGAAGGAUAAACAUCAGAGACUCGUUCGUUCCUCCAGAGAUUGCUACGGCACAGGUGCUGUGUAUGAUGGCCAUCCCUGUGGGAAUCGCUGCAAACCUGGUUGCAGGAUACGCCGUGAGACUUGUCUACUUCAACAUCGAUGGCGGGCACGUCAGACUUUUCUUCUCCUCGGCAGGUGCUUUGAAUUUCCUCACCUCGACGUGCUCGCUAAUUCCUGUUUGUUGGAACACGAGGUCAGUGCUGGAGAAUCGUACAAUCGAUUUCCCGCCAGAGUUUCUUCUACCUCCGGCACCGUAUAAACAGGAGCUUGGCCUGGGCAUCACAACAGGAAUUGGCUCUUCUGUUUUGCUCAUUAUAAGUGGGCUGCUCUUCCUGGCCUACAGCCAAACACAUCAAUCUAAAUCUAGCAAACACGGCGCAGAAGGGACUGAGGAGAAAAACCGAGGAGACACAAACCUCAGAACUGCUGCUCUGGACACUAAUAGUGUGAGAAAAGGGACAGAUAACUUAGCAUUAAAGCUAGAGGACAAGCUGUAAUGUAGAUUUCUGGACAUUUAGGAAAUAAUCUGUGCCAUCUAGUCUCCUCGGAGUCAAUUCAAAACCAUGGAAUGUAGUGCUGUUUUAACAUGUUUACCUUACACUUCCCAACCAAUCAGAUUUCACUCCACCCUGUCGCAUGGUUCUAUGCCAUUAGAUAUCAGAUGUGCUCUUUACCUUUCAACAGCUCCCACUUCUGUUCAUGGUUUAUCCUAUACACUAUAUACACUAAUAUACACUAAACAGGAUUAUGAAUUAGAUAUGCAAUGCACACUAAGGAAAUUCAGCAUUUCUUGCAUCCGAUUUAUGUUAUUAAUCCAUUUCUUUGAGCAUUUUGUUUUGUCUAUGAAGUUGACAAGUGAGGCUUUUAGCACUUUCAGGGCUGCUACUGUGUUGCAAAAUUGUAGGAUGUGCCUUUACAGUUGUGUGCAGAGGUGCUUAGUUUAACAGGACUAAAACAUCCUCUACGUUCUUUCCUAUGAAUGAUGUUGGUUGACCCAAAAUAUAGUAACGGGUUAAAUGAAAAUACACAAAGCAUGCUGGACUAAUUGUGUUUGACAGUGUACAGUGAACAGAGCAUUGUGAAAAGGAUGUCUUUUAAAGGAUGCGUUUCGAAUAAGCAUUGAAUGAAAGUGUAUUAUACCACACCACAAUGCUGCUGAAUUCUCUAAUCUGAUUGGUCAGAAGGUGUUAAUCUACAGCAGCUCACGCAGUAAUUCUAGCUGCAGGCCAAGUCACAGGUUUGUACAAUUGUUGGUGAAGUUUUCCAGUUUAUUUACCAUUUAGAGAAGGAGACUCCAGUGUCAGUGCUUUUUAACAUAACUCUAAGAGAGAGAGAAAGACAGAAAAAAGAGAGAGAGAGGCUCAUAAAGAAAUGACUGUUUGUACCUGCUCUCACAUAAGUGUUAACAGUAAGUACGUC